This is a messenger RNA of Mugil cephalus (flathead mullet), 945 nucleotides long. It is a transcript of the gene znhit1, whose product is annotated as zinc finger, HIT-type containing 1. Gene Ontology annotation, cellular component: Swr1 complex. Gene Ontology annotation, molecular function: nucleosome binding. Gene Ontology annotation, biological process: chromatin remodeling. The transcript is spliced from 6 exons. The record is from RefSeq and is a predicted model, not a curated record. NCBI's taxonomy places the organism in Eukaryota, Metazoa, Chordata, Actinopteri, Mugiliformes, Mugilidae. Bases 173 to 673 code for a protein of 166 amino acids.
GUCUCUGUGUUAGUCCUGAGACAGACGAGAAGAUGAUGAGGUUACCAGUGAUGAGCGCACGCAUAACUUUCACCACCAGAGGGCGACAGAGUGAAGAAGGAGAAACGCCUUUUGAUAGCGACGCCUUUGGCUUGCCGUACCUUUCCUCCUCGGCUUCCGUAGCAGAGACAACAUGGUGCUGGAGAAGAAAAGCUCCGCUCGGGUGGAGGCGGGCCAGCGGAGGGUUUUGGACGACGCCACCCGUCAGAGACGUUUGACUCGUCAGCUGGAGGCUCUGGAGAAAGACAACUUCCAGGACGACCCCCUGUCCUCGCUGCCCCCCCCAGGUCCCACUGCCCGCCUCCCCGCCUUCAGCGAGACAGAGGAACCAGAGAAGAAGAAGAGGAAGACGCGAGGUGACCACUUCAAGCAGCGUUUCAGGAAGAACUUCACCACGCUACUGGAGGAGGAGCUGACCCCUCCUCUCGCCUGUGAUUGGCAGAACCUGUCUGAGAAGCCAGAGCCCACCUACCUGUCUGCGGCGGCGCCUCCGUCCUCGCUGCCCCCCCGUCACUUCUGCUGCGUCUGUGGCUUCCCGUCGCACUACACCUGCACCACCUGCGGGGGGCGCUACUGCAGCAGCAAGUGUCUGUGCACACACAGAGAAACCAGGUGUUUGAAGUGGACGCUAUGACGGAGGACACGGCAUGACGCUGGCUUGGCUUAGCUUAGCUUAGCUUAGCUUAGCUUAGCUUAGCUGAGAGGAAUGGGACCAGAUGUUUGAGGUGGAUGCUGUAACAGAGGACACAGCAGGACACUCUGUACAGCGGCUUAGCUUAGCUUAGCUUAGCUUAGCUGCUCUUUCUGUUUUUUUUUUGGAAAUGUAUUUCAUGUUUUCUAUGUUGUUCUAUGUCUCAGUUCUGUUGUUUUUACAUGACCUUCAGAAAUAAAUGAACAUUGACUCAG